AAUGAAAGUGGAGGGGUUAGUUAGAACAUUCUCUAAUUUAGGAGGGUCUUAGUGAAAUUGCACAGCUUGUGGAUUGGGACUAAAUUACAAAUUGAUAAGUUGAAGUUGAAGCUAACUAUUGAGAGAAGCUGGCUUAUGUCCCAGUUGGUUUGGAAAUCGAUUUCACAAAUCCAACACAUUGAUUAAUGAAUUUCAGAUCUACCGGAAAACAUCAACCCUUUCCAUAGAUUUAUUUGAAGAAAAUGGACAAGAUGAACCAAGCAUUUGAGAGGAUGAAAAUGCUGGUGGGAAUGGAGGUUGACGACGAAGAGCAGCUGCAGCAGCAGGAGUCUUCCUACAUGGACGAUUUCAAUCGCAACUGCACUUUGUCCACCAAACAGAGACUCUAUGGUUUUGCAAUUUGCUUAUCUGCUGGUAUAACUUGCACACUCUUGUCGAUGCUUGUUUUCUUCCAUCCUGUCAAAUUUGGGAUAACCUUUUCAUUAGGCAAUCUGCUUGCUCUUGGCAGCACAGCAUUUCUUAUUGGCCCUAAAAGACAAGUCACAAUGAUGCUUGACCCAGUCCGUAUAUAUGCUACAGCAAUAUAUAUUGCUAGCAUCAUAAUAGCUCUUUUUUGUGCUGUAUAUGUCCGGAACAAGCUAUUGACGCUUCUGGCAAUCGUGCUGGAGUUUGGUGCUCUUAUUUGGUAUAGUGCAAGCUACAUUCCGUUUGCGAGGGCCAUGGUUUCAAAAAUCAUGGUAGCAUGCUUCGACACCGAGUUCUAGGGCACAACACUCCCAGCAGCAGGCUCACGACUUGCAACUACAGAAUGAUGGAGCCGAGUGGCUCACUAGAGAAAUGGAGAUGGUUGAGGUUGUGUUGAAUACUCUUUGGCUAAGUAGAAGGUAAUGGGGUGAUUGUGGACUCCUUUUUAGUAUUUGUAUCUGGUUUUGCUAGGAAUUCAAACCACUGAUAUGUUGAGGUCCGAUCUUAUAUUUAACGAAAUUAAUGGGUUUUUGGUGGGUGCUGUUAUCACUUAUCAUGCCUAACUCA
Molecule: messenger RNA, 1032 nt
Organism: Salvia miltiorrhiza (redroot sage)
Lineage: Eukaryota; Viridiplantae; Streptophyta; Magnoliopsida; Lamiales; Lamiaceae
Exons: 6
Coding region: 243-764 (173 amino acids)
Biological process (GO): vesicle-mediated transport
Cellular component (GO): membrane
Source: RefSeq, a predicted model, not a curated record